This is a messenger RNA of Puntigrus tetrazona (Sumatra barb), 880 nucleotides long. RefSeq lists its product as uncharacterized. The record is from RefSeq and is a predicted model, not a curated record. NCBI's taxonomy places the organism in Eukaryota, Metazoa, Chordata, Actinopteri, Cypriniformes, Cyprinidae. The transcript has 5 exons. Gene Ontology annotation, cellular component: cell surface. Gene Ontology annotation, molecular function: signaling receptor activity. The coding region runs from base 1 to 702 and encodes 233 amino acids.
AUGCUGGACUCAGAUACAGCACUGGUGUAUCCCAUCAUGCAUUAUGUUCUGGAUAUGAAUCCUGGGUGGAAAGGAGAUCAGCUCAAUAUCUGCGUCAGAGACGGAGUUCGUGUUUCAUCCAGUAACAGGAUAAACCACAGAUUCUCUCUGACUGAAGAAACCUCUGCUGGAGUCUUUACUGUGAAGAUCAGAGACCUGAGAGAAGAGGAUUCUGGGAAAUACUGGUGUGGAGAAGAGAGUUCUGGGUCCUUCAUAUUCACUGAAGUUCAGCUACAUGUGCACAGAGUUUCAGGCUUUUCUGUGACAGCUUUGGUUUCUGUGGGUCUGGUCCUGCUGGCUGUGUUUUUAGCGCUGGUGUUGUUCAAAAUAAAACGCAGCAGAAAACACGACGUCAUCUCGUCAGACAGGAGAGAGACAGAAGGCCACCAAACUGAUCGAGAAGAGAUUCAGGUCUCAGAUCCCGAAUCACCGUCCAGUCACCCACAAUCCCCUCUGAUGGGCUCCUGUACUCCUCUGUCAGUUUCCAGAAGCACGAAGAGUCUCUCAGUGACUCUUCAGUCAGAUUCAGUGAAGACGAGAUUCACUGUGAUUAUGCGUCCGUCAAUCACAGCAUCGGACCAAAAUAAUAUCAGCACUGGAUAUCAGAACCUGUCGCUGAGAAUAAUGACCGAGCCGCUUGUAAAAAUCGUUCUGUUUUAUUAGACUAGUCAUUGAGCAGGAAAGAAGCUGAAACCUUGUCUUCUUCUUGUAUCGGUUCAGGUGUGUCUUGUUAAUUAAGUCAUUUCCUGUGUGCUAUAUAAAUUCCUGUUUGUUCCUCGUCUUUGUACGCGUGUGAUUUCUGUCUGCUUUCGUUCCAAUGUGGAUCAUUAAAGACUGUUAA